Cavia porcellus (domestic guinea pig) is the source of this 2117-nucleotide messenger RNA. Its product is annotated as histone H4. Gene Ontology annotation, molecular function: protein heterodimerization activity; structural constituent of chromatin; DNA binding. The coding region runs from base 45 to 356 and encodes 103 amino acids. Lineage: Eukaryota; Metazoa; Chordata; Mammalia; Rodentia; Caviidae. Gene Ontology annotation, biological process: nucleosome assembly. The record is from RefSeq and is a predicted model, not a curated record. Gene Ontology annotation, cellular component: nucleosome. The transcript has 2 exons.
GCCCUGAGACACAUUGUGCACUUUGCUCAAACACAGCUUGCAUAAUGUCUGGACGUGGCAAGGGAGGCAAAGGCCUUGGCAAGGGCGGCGCUAAGCGCCACCGUAAGGUGCUGCGCGACAACAUCCAGGGUAUCACCAAGCCAGCCAUCCGUCGCCUAGCCCGCCGUGGUGGCGUCAAACGAAUUUCUGGCCUAAUCUAUGAGGAGACCCGCGGCGUACUCAAGGUCUUCCUGGAGAACGUGAUCCGCGACGCCGUCACCUACACGGAGCACGCCAAGCGCAAGACGGUCACCGCCAUGGACGUGGUCUACGCGCUCAAGCGCCAGGGACGCACGCUCUACGGCUUCGGCGGCUAAGUCUAUCGGCUGGAUUUUCUCUUAACAGACUUUAAAAAACGGUCCUUUUCAGGGCCAACUACUUAUUUCACUUUUAAAGGGCAGUACACUUGAAUUAAGGUAGUAGCCCUUGAGUUUUCCCUCAAGGAGGCGAGUUGCUUAGGUCAUAACUGGUGGCUGCACCGUGGUAGUCUCAGCAUGCCAAGAAUGUUUUGAAACAAUUGGUGAACUACAUGGAACUUUGAAGUUCAGGUGUUACAGGCAUCUUCAGGGAACCAAGAGUUAAGUGAAUGGAGCAAGAUUUCCUCAUUGAUCCCCCAGUAAAGAUGCUUUACGGAAUCCAAAUAAGCACUAUGCGCCUAUUCCACAACAAGAAGUAACUGUCCUUAUAAACGCAUGUAUCAUUGGCUCGGGUGUAGCAGUUUAAUUUCACCAUACAAGAGGAUUUUCUCAGUUUAUAUUGUAGCCCCUGCCUUGACCUGCCACCUUUUUUAAAUAAAGGUGAUGAUUGAUCCUUUUCCUGUUACCUCUUGCACUGUGCUGCAGUGUGGGAAGAACAGGAUUGAAUUCAUUACACGUUAAAAAUCAAAGGAUACGUUUGCCCUGUGUCUUAAGCGCUGUUGCUUUCACAUCACUCUUCUGUUUGGAGAGGAGUUGUUUAAUAGAUGGAUCAAAAAGUCCUUUGAAAAGAAUCUGUUUAAAAAUAAACACGGACAUAAAGCAUUUCAUUGGGUUUAUUUUUGCUCUGAGGCUUGCCCAUGCUUUCCUGUCAGCCUGGCAUCCGGUGUUUAGAGCAGAGAGAGAUAACCCCAGAAAUGAAGGAUACAGUUGUAGAGCAAGGGCAGACCUAACAAUGCUAAAGAACAACUUGCAUAAGUUCAUUCUGUCACCCUUUGCUGAGUGGUAUUAGUCAACCUAUAUAUUCUUGAGUUGGUCACCUCUGCAUAUUUUAUAGUGCAGAAGAAAAGAAAGCCCCAUUCCGAGGAAAACGCAGUUCUCAGGUCUAAGGCCCUGAAUUGACUGAAUCUUACAAGACUGAGAAAUAAACCAUAAGAAGCAACAAGGAAUUGAUUUUUAGCCUUUUUAAGGAAGAAGACUGAAUUGUGUCCUGAUGCUUUGGAUUUGUCCUCCAUUCAACCACCUUAUGUUAUUUAAUACAAUAAAUAUUAAGUAAUUGGUCAUUAUGCAAGUCAUACGUAUUAAAUUUAUAGGAAGCAUUCCCAGGAUCCCCUGGAAGUUUUGGAAUGCUUUGCAUGGAAGGGUGCUUGUGACAGUACUAUUUCAUAGCUUUGGUACUCAGUGGAGUUAUUUACUAAAUAUUUUGUUGACUAGUGCAUGUCACAGGAUACCCUAUGUGUUUAGGCAACUAUGAUUGCUAUGUCUUGUAUCUCAUGACAAUAGCAUGACCUAGACAAAAAAGACAGAUUUGACCCUGCAAAUGUGUAGUGAAGUUUUCAGAGCUACGCUUCUUAAAAAAUUUAAUCUUUGUAGUCUGUGGCAAGUUGGCACUAUUGUGGCAUUCAUUAUAUAGGAUAACUCUCUUUUCAGGUAUAGUUCUUCCCCUUUUUCUCUCACAGCCUUUGUCCACCUCCCACAGGAUGCUGCAGGGAGAAAGACUUUGCCAGGUACCAGCUAGCUGCUUUAUCUUACCAGCCUCUACAUCUCUGAGAAAUACUUUGUAUUUCAUUAUUAAUUGCCCUGUCUCUGUUCUGUAACAGCUGUACAAAACUAUGAUACUGUCAUUGGUAUGGUAAAGGUCUAAUAAAUGUCAACUAUCUUUAA